GGAAGUGACAUUGCAGCCAGGAAAGAGGUAGUAUGUUUGGCUAACAUCGCAGUCACAGAGAGGCUGCUGCCAUGGGCCUGCGGCUGACCCGACAGACCAAGUCACCCAUUAUUGUUCAGCCUGCAUGCAGCCAACAGUGAGAGGAUGUAACAAAGGUUACAGGCAGUCUCCUGAGGUUGUCUUUUUGCUGUAGAUUGGAUUGACCUGAACGUCUUAAUCUGCAGAUGCUGAUUGAUGUCCAGACUCUGAUAAUAAGGGAGAUGGAUGUUUAGCGAGAGCGCCUCCUCGUUCUCCUCCAAGUGUUAGAUCUGCUGACAUCAACAAUGUUUUGGAAGUUUGACUUGCACCCAUCCUCUCACCUGGAGGCCUUGUUAGACAAGGAGGAUGUCACCCUCACUGAGCUCAUGGAUGAGGAAGAUGUGCUUCAGGAGUGCAAGGCCCAAAACAGGAGACUCCUCCAGUUCCUCUGCCAGGACCAGUGCAUGCAAGAGCUAGUUGGUUUGAUCACGACAGAGCCCCCUACUGGCGCAGAAGAGACCAAGCGCUUCAAGUAUUCAAACAUAGCAUGUGAGCUGCUGACUUGUGAUGUUGGGGUGAUCAACGAUAAACUUGGUAAUGAGGAGCCUCUGCUGGAGAGUCUGUAUGCCUUCCUGGAGCAACCAUCCCCACUGAACCCUCUGCUGGCCUCCUUCUUCAGCAAGACAAUUGGGAAUUUAAUAGCACGGAAGACUGAGCAGGUGAUUAGUUUCCUGCGAAAAAAGGAGGGAUUCCUUUCAUUGGUCCUGAAGCACAUAGAUACGUCUGCCAUGAUGGAUGUGCUGCUACGCCUCAUCAGCUGUGUGGAGCCACCUCCACUUCGACUAGAGACUCUCACUUGGCUGAAUGAACAGAAACUGGCCCAGAGACUCAUCGAGCUCAUUCACCCUGAGAGAGAUGAAGAGAGACAGACAAAUGCUUCUCAGACUUUGUGCGAUAUCAUUCGUCUCAGCAGAGAUCAGGCCAGUCAACUGCAAGAGAUUUCGCAGCCAGACCCUCUGCUGACAGUUCUGGAAUCCCAGGAGUGUGUGGAGCAGCUGCUACAGAAUAUGUUUUCAGGAGAAAAGACGGAAAGCUGCAUCGUCAGUGGGAUUCAAGUUCUUCUGACUCUGUUGGAAAUCCGUCGGCCAGUGGUGGAUGGUAUAAUGGACGCUCAGGGGUUUGAAAGAAGUUACACUGUUAACAGCAGUAUUUUGUUGGCUAUUCAACCACAUCUGAUACACUUCCACCAGCUGCUCUUGAAGCCACCUAAGCAAGAUCCCAUGCUGACUACUCUUGGUGUGCUGGAGGAACCACUGGGGAACACACGUCUGCAUGUGGCCAGACUCGUGGCCUCUCUGCUUUACACCAGCUCUGCCAGCCAUGCAGUCGUGGCACAGGAGCUCUGCAGGCUUAAUACUAUGGACCUUCUAUUGGACUUGUUCUUUAAGUACACCUGGAACAACUUCCUGCACCUCCAAGUGGAGCUUUGUGUUGCUGCUAUCGUCCGGCCAUGUGCUCAUGAAAUGAGACCGCAGCCUGGAUUUGGCUCCCAGGAUAAAUCCAAGCCCUCUCAAGACACACCCCAAGAGCAGGAUACAAGCGAGGCCCCAAACUCUGACCCUUUAGUCACCUCUGAAAACUCUGCCCACAACUUAAUGGUGACUCAUUUGUUCCAACACUGCCACCUUGUCCAGAGGAUUCUGGAGGCUUGGGAAGAGAAUGAUAAAAUACAGUCGGAGGGUGGCAUGAGAAGAGGGUACAUGGGACAUUUGACCAGGAUUGCCAACACUGUGGUGCACAACCUGGAUAAAGGCCCAGUUCACACUCAGAUCGGUAACCUCAUCUUAGAGCUGCCAGGUGACUACAGGGGGCGCUGGGAAACCUUUGUUGAACAGACACUAUCAGAUACCAAUAGGAAAAACACCAUAGACCUGGUUGGAAGUGGAAACCCUCGAUCUUCUUCAGAGGAUGACAUGGAGAGCCCCUUCCCUAAAGAGCUGACAAUGCAGCAGGCUUUUUCGGACUAUCAGAUCCAGCAGAUGACUGCUAACUUUGUUGAUCAGUUUGGCUUUAAUGAUGACGAGUUUACGGACCAUGAUGACAGCAUUGGUGCAACAUUUGACCGGAUUGCAGAGAUCAACAUCAACAUUGAUGCUGGCCAUGACACUGCUGACACAGCUGUUUUUGAGGCCUGUUCUAAGGAAAGGAUUCAGCCCUUUGAUGAUGAUGAAGAAGACAUAUGGGAGGAAAAUGAAAUCAACUAUGCAACUCAAACAAAGUCCAGAAACAGGUUCGGUGGCUCAACUUCCUCCCAAAGCCAAGUAACCAGUCAGACAUGUGAGAAAAGGACAGCUUCCAGCACUGAGGUUACUGACCGACCUGCAGACUCUGAUUCUGAGGAGGAAGAUAAUAAAGAUGACUUUGAUCCGUUUUCAAGUCAGGGGCAGACAGACGCACCUCCGACUUCUAGCUGGGUUGCAGACUUUGGAGAGGUGAACUCAACAGCUCCUGCGGCCGGAGCAGCAUUUUCUCCCUGGGACACUCCGGUCUCCCAGCCAGCUGCGUCAGAGGCAGAGGAGAAAGGGUGGGCCAAGUUUACAGAUUUUCAGCCUUUCUGUUGUUCUGAAACGGGCCCCAGAUGCAGCUCUCCUGUGGAUUCAGAGCUCAGUGGAUCCGACGGCACCAAACAAAACCCAAACCCUUGUGUUUGGAGCGCUUGUGUGGCAAGAAAAGCUCCACUUGUGGCAUCGGAUAGUUCCUCCUCCAACAGCUCAGACAGUGAUGAAGAAGAAGGAAAGACGGAGUCCACUUCCAGUGAGACCGUCACAACAGAGACCAUUACCACAGGUUCAGGGAAGGAGACUAUCCGGCUGACUGUAGAUGCCAAAAAUGAGAGGGCAGUCUUCACAAGAAUUUUCCGACCUGCGUACAAACGCGAAGCAGAUAAGGUACCCAUAGAUGGACUCUCAAUCAAGGCAAAGGAGAAAGAUGGAGAAAAAGAAAAUGAGAAGAAACAUGGAAACGGUUCCAGCACAGUCGGGGCAGGUCCAACCAACCAGACAGCUGCUGUCCCACAAGAGAUGCAGUCUCCUGCUAACGGACCUGCCUAACAUGGCGGCUAAGUCCAUCUUUCCACCUUUUUGUUCAACCUGCAGCCAUACCCCCCCCCUUCUUUGCUUCCAGUUAGCAGCACCCCAAUGCCCGUUUGUUGUGUCUGAAGACAUGUAAGUGAAUAAAGAUCCUCUGUUCUGAGGUCGAGCAGCUUUAAUGCUGGAAAGCAGGUAUCCACACGAAUAGAAAUCAACGUCUCUUCCGCGCCUCCAUGACAUGAUUACAACUGAGGUGCGCCAAGGCGAAAAUGGUUUUGUAGAGCAUUUCAUUGUGCCAGACAGCCCAAUUUAACUUGUUUUAAUUUCAGGAUCUCAGAUUAAUUGGGUCUUUUUUUUAUCUAGCACAGGAUGUGACUGUUUACACUUUAGUAAUGAGAGCUGCAUUGUAAUAUUCAGCCAGGAUGCUUGGCUAGUUGCCAUUUUCAUCACCACUGACGUUAGCCAACCAUGCGCAGACAUUUUAUUCUAAGAAAUGUAAGCGAUAAUUAUUUGUAUUUGCUGCUUUAAUUAUUCUCAGUCUGUUUUCAUUUGCUGUAAUCACUGGGAAAGAAAUGUUUGCACUUAGACUAUUUGAUUUUGAGAGAACCGUGUUUCACUUCUGAAAGUUAAUAUGUAGAAAUGUGUGAGUGUGGCUGUGUGUGUGCGCGCUUCACAUACAUGUGUUUGUAGACAUGUGUUUCUGUGUGUCGAGCUCUGUCUGCGUUGCAGAGUGUUAUUCUCAGGUUUAAGGAGAGGUAAGAAGAUACAAAGAAAGCACACCUGUGUAACACACACUUACACACAGUUCCAUACACACAUGUAUAAAACCACCAUAUCCACAAACACAUGCACAAAAAAAAUAUUAAAUGGAAAGCAAAACAGGAAAAGAACACAUGGUGAUGAUGUGCACAUACCCGUUCAUACCGCCCCUCAGAGGUGUUUCCGUGUAAUAUUGUGAAUUUUUGAACCUGUAUUAGGUUGUGGCUAUUCUUGGUAAUAUGUAAACGUAACAUCAAUGUAAACAUUAUAUAUAAACAUUAUUAUAUCUAUUUUUGGAAUAAAUCCGAUUUGUUGAAAUGAGCUCGUUUUGCAGGAUGCGGUGUGCGCGAGUGUAUUUAUGUAUGCGUGUUCUGUUGAAAGGCAAUAAUAGCGUCUGUUUCUUCCAUUAACGGGCCAGCAUCAGUUCCUGUUUCUUUGCUACUUGCUUCCUAUAUGGAAGUAUAGGACGGAGCAUGAUGUGAAUGCAUGUCAGUAGACUGGAGGAUGUCUUCCGCAAAUAAGAGUCUCUUAUAUAAGAUGAUUCUGGUUCACUGCAACUCAAGUUGUUUUACCUUAAAAGAUUAAUUCUGAUUGUAAGAAGGGAGUUAUACAGUACUGCCUGACCAACUGUCAGACUCUGUUUAGCCAUUUUAUACCAAAUUUGUUUCCAAAUAUUGCCUUCUGUGGCCAGACAGUUGCUACCUAUAGGGAAAGGUUUCAUUCCAGCUUAAUUUAUUGAGGAUUGAAAUAUUUUUUCUGUAUUAUAUUCAUGGUUUAAGGUGAAAAAAGGAUGAAUAAUGAUAUCCUUUAUAAUUUAGUUUUAUUUUGCUUCACGGUUUUGUCACCUUCUAUCUUAUUUAACAAUAAAUUGGAAUAUAAAGUGUUAAAAAAAUGUACAGUUAAAUGGAACUAUUGGGCAUUUUUGGAAUACUUAUCUUCAUAUUUCUUCAAAAAAAAAUGGCAAAAACAGAAAAUGUGUUGAACUUUUUUGGUAUAAUACAUAAUCUGUUUGCAGGGAUGGAAAAAAUGUUUGCCAAGUAAAAUGGGGAUUGGAAAUUAACCAAAAUGAAACAUAAAGAUA
Messenger RNA from Cyprinodon variegatus (sheepshead minnow), 4947 nucleotides. It is a transcript of the gene ppp6r2b, whose product is annotated as protein phosphatase 6 regulatory subunit 2. The coding region runs from base 324 to 3128 and encodes 934 amino acids. Gene Ontology annotation, molecular function: protein phosphatase binding; protein phosphatase regulator activity. The record is from RefSeq and is a predicted model, not a curated record. The transcript is spliced from 26 exons. Gene Ontology annotation, cellular component: nucleus; cytosol. NCBI's taxonomy places the organism in Eukaryota, Metazoa, Chordata, Actinopteri, Cyprinodontiformes, Cyprinodontidae.